AUGAACAGGACACGGUUGGCGUUGACCUCGGUAAGUCGUUCAGUCAUGAACGAGGUCAGCGGGAUCUUCUUCAGUAUUCUUCAGAUUUCGAGCCUGUGCAUGGCGAAGCACAUGACCAGGAACGACAUCAAGCUGAGUAUCGACGGCGACAUCACCAAGUAUGGAGAGAUGAAGGUGAUCCUGUCACGACUCGCCAAGCAACCCCAGGCCCAGGACAGCCCUGACCAGUACGACGGCUACUGGGUAGACCUGGACGACGACUACGGUUUGCACUACGGCGAUUACGACGGCUACGAUGAUUACCAAGUCGGGUGGCAAUCGUAUGAUGACGAGUACUGGGAAGAAGCGGAUCAUGAAUAUGACGAGUCGCACGAUCAGGACAGCGACGGCGACGUCUACAAAUCAAGCGGCAAGAAGAACCCUGGCAAGCGUGGCUCAACAUUGCGUAAUACCCCAGAUUGCCCAGCAGCGACCAAAUUCAAGGGCCCGAACGCCAAGGACCAGCACGACCAGGACACGCCGUACGACAAGAAACCCAGCAAAGGCAAGGGUAAAG
Messenger RNA from Prorocentrum cordatum, 556 nucleotides. NCBI's taxonomy places the organism in Eukaryota, Dinophyceae, Prorocentrales, Prorocentraceae. The record is from the annotation of a GenBank genome assembly.